GCUUGCCAAGUAUAAUAGGAGAGUGCCCAGGGGUCUUCCUGCCUCUUCCUGCCGGUGCUGGGAUUACAAGCAGGUGCCAGGUUCUCAGGGUGGAAUUCAGCUUCUCGAACUGGUGUGUGCAAGCACUUUCCCAGCUGACCUAGCACUCCAGCCCGUGUAUGUUUUUCUGUCCCACUCACUCGGGGAGCUCCCCGAGAGCAAGAACCGCGCCUCUGCCUUCUCCACGCUGUGUGUGUGCUGCUAUGUAAAAGAGAGAUGGGCUCAGCACGCGACACGACUGCAGCACAACUCUGAAAUUUGAGUUCAAUGCCCAGAACCCACCUAAAGGUAGAGAGAACUGACUCCACAAAGUUGUCCACUGGCUGCUGCGUGAUGACUGGAGGAUGAAUGAAACUUGGCUGCAUAACCCAGUAAGUGGUCUUUAAACUACAACCUAGAUCUCCCCAAAGGAAACGUGGAAACCCUUAGCUGCUGUGGCAGAUGGUUCUGUCUAAGCCAGCCCGUGGGGGCUUGUCUGAGCAGACAAGGAAGCAGGGCACCAGGAAGGGAAAAAGCUGCCCCCUUGGGUUACACACUCCUUAUCUAUGGCAUGGGUCAGCUGACAUGCGAUUCUGAUGGCAGGUGCGGUCAGAGGCAGGCACAUGACCCCAGCGCCAGCCGGAGCCUCUGAGAGAGGAAGUUCAAAGAAUCCUAUGCUGACACUGCACAGCCCACUAGGGCUGCGGAGUUCUCUGCAGCCCAUCUUUGGGGAAGGCUCCUCUGCGGGGUUUCACGCCUCUCUGCAUUUGCACGGCAGCCAUGGCUGGGAUUAUUUACAGUUAGUACAUAGAUGGCUUUUUGGUUCUAUGUUUGGAAUCAGUGAGAAGAGGGCCAUCAAGAUGGCCUAUUGGGUAAAGAUACUUGCUGGAAAGCUUGAAGACCUGAGUUCAAUCCCCAGGACCUGCAAGGCAGAAGCACAAUCCAACUCCGUCUGGGGCCCUGCAGUCCCGGCUUAGAGGCUGUUGAACAUUCACGUUGACCCUUGAGCUGGUGAAGGCCCCUGACAGCGCUAGUGAGACUCCGGGAAAGGGGAACCUGGACAAGGAGGGUGCGCCUGUGAACCAGCCACUUCCCAGAGUGAAUCGAUGUCCGCUCGGCGUGGAGGUGCCCUAAGCACAGAGGUAGCGAUUUCCACCCUGCCGGACCAACUACGCCAAGGAUUGGCCUCCGGGACCAGGCUUCUCAGCCCGCUGGCCACGACCCUUCCUGGAGGCUGUGCUAAGGCCAGGAGGGACCCACAGAGAGAGGGGGAGGAGGGUCCCGCUGGAGGGGCGGAGCGUGGCAGAACCUGCCCGAGGUCGCUGGGGAGCCCAGAUCCCAUGGAGGCGGCCGGCUGCACCUACCAGUUUCGGAUCGCACUGCUCGGGGACGCGGCGGUGGGCAAGACGUCCCUGCUGCGGCGCUACGUGGCCGGUGCGCGCAGGGCGGAGCCGGAGCCGGAGCCCACGGUGGGCGUGGACGUCUGCAGCCGCGUGCUGCAGCUGCGCGCCGGGCUGCGGGUCAAGCUGCAGCUCUGGGACACCGCGGGCCAUGAGCGCUUCAGGUGCGUGACCAGAUCCUUCUACCGCAACACGGUGGGCGCUCUGCUGGUCUUCGACGUGGCCAACAGAGAGUCCUUCGAACACAUCCAUGCCUGGCAGCAGGAGGUCCUAUCCGCCCAGGGCCCUGGCAAGGUGAUCUUCUUACUGGUUGGCCACAAGUGCGACCUGAGCACCCGAUGUGUCUCCACCCAGGAGGCAGAGGAGCUGGCCGCCUCGCUGGGCAUGGCCUUCCUGGAGACCUCAGCCAAAAGUAACUGCAACGUGGACCUGGCCUUUGACACUGUCACCCAUGCCAUCGAACAGGCCCUGCAGCAGGGCGACAUCAAGCUGGAGGAGGACUGGACAGGUGUCCGUCUCCUCCACAGAGCCCCAACCCCUAGAUCCCCCAGACGGAAGCAGGACUCUGGGCCAUGCCAGUGUUGACUCCGGGAGAGAAAGGGUUAACGUGGUGCCAGCCUUAGCCACCGCCCACCCCCCAUCCCCCCA
Meriones unguiculatus (Mongolian gerbil) is the source of this 2066-nucleotide messenger RNA. It is a transcript of the gene Rab42, whose product is annotated as RAB42, member RAS oncogene family. The transcript is spliced from 4 exons. Gene Ontology annotation, cellular component: Golgi membrane. NCBI's taxonomy places the organism in Eukaryota, Metazoa, Chordata, Mammalia, Rodentia, Muridae. The record is from RefSeq and is a predicted model, not a curated record. Bases 1125 to 2003 code for a protein of 292 amino acids. Gene Ontology annotation, molecular function: GTP binding; GTPase activity.